Molecule: messenger RNA, 663 nt
Organism: Melitaea cinxia (Glanville fritillary)
Lineage: Eukaryota; Metazoa; Arthropoda; Insecta; Lepidoptera; Nymphalidae
Product: MFS-type transporter clz9-like
Exons: 1
Coding region: 1-663 (220 amino acids)
Cellular component (GO): nucleus
Molecular function (GO): DNA binding
Source: RefSeq, a predicted model, not a curated record
AUGGCAGGUAAGGACUGGUUCUACGCGUUCAAGAAAAGAAAUCCUAAUAUUUCACUUCGUAGACCUGAGUCUACUUCCAUUAAUAGAAUCACUGCCUUUAACGAAACAGAAGUGAAAAUGUUUUUCAAUAACUUGGAAUCACUGCAAACAAAAUAUCAAUUUGAUGCCAAUCGCAUAUAUAAUGUUGAUGAAACCGGCAUUUCUAACGUGCAGAGAAAUUCCAGGAUACUAGCUUCAAAAGGCCAAAAGCAAGUCGGUAUGAUAUCUAGUGGUGAAAAAGGAACUACAAUAACAGUUGUUUGCGCAUUCAGUGCCUCAGGGAAUUAUAUUCCUCCGUUUUUCAUUUUUAAGAGGAAAAGAAUGAAUGCUCAAUUGUUGCAUGGAGGCAAUUCUGAUAUGAUAGCAGCAGUUAGCGAUUUGGAUUGGAUAAAUGAAAACCUCUUUGUUGAUUGGUUACAUCAUUUUAUCUCAAAUGCAAAGCCAUCUGUUGAAAAACCAAUUCUACUUGUUUUAGAUAACCACGAAAGUCACGUUAGCCUUGCUUGCUAUCUGCUUUGUCGCAAGAAUGGAAUAAUAAAUACUGUUAUCUCUUCCACCGCAUACGUCACAUCGAAUGCAACCUCUGGAUUUAACAUACUUUGGACCCCUCAAGACUGCAUAUAA